Molecule: messenger RNA, 1014 nt
Organism: Echinostoma caproni
Lineage: Eukaryota; Metazoa; Platyhelminthes; Trematoda; Plagiorchiida; Echinostomatidae
Source: the annotation of a GenBank genome assembly
GGUGUGGUGUGGAAUAAUAAACAUGAGCCUGCAUUCCCCACUCUUGCGAACACAACCGUACCGUAUGCGGUGAACUUGUGUAUUCCAACCCAGCUACCUGCCAGUCCCCACUUGAAUCAGAACUACCCGGAGCCAACUUUUUGUCCUUCUGUUGGUUCUGCCGUGGGAUCCAAUCCUCUGUUAACUCACACUGUGUAUGGAUGUCAUCAUAUGGAGAAUUUCACUCCAUACUGCCCUGGUCGAAUCCCAUUCACUCCGACAAAUGCCACCGUUCCCACAACAACAACAACAUCAACAACAACAACGGCAAUACCGUCUUUAUCAUGCUCACCGAUGAUUUAUUUCGUUCCUAUAUAUCACGGUGGAGUGCAACCAAUUGGGGAUUGGUUUUCAAAUCCUCCCAGUCAAACUCAUUUGCGAUGCCCAUCGCCAGUUGCACCAUCGGCACUACCCGUCCCAAUCACAUAUCAACCGUAUAUGGCCAAUUACAACCCAUCUGAUCUAAAUGUCGUACAGAUGUCGAACGAACAUUUCACAGUACAUGCGUCCAAUGUCGGGCAAAUGAAUGGAACGAUGGAGUCAUUACGAUCCCUCCAGACGAUUUCGGUGGCGUCGGGUAACACGGGGUCAAACUCUGUCCGGGGAAAAGCUACCACCACAACUGCUAGCAGUAACACCUCACGACCUGGUAGGAAAAAACGACUUGUGUUUCACAAUAAUAUUUUAUACAAAACACAGUUGUGUCGUCAGUUCCUGACCAGCAAGAGCUGUCCGCGCGGUCUCGCUUGCCAAUUUGCUCACGGAGAGCACGAAUUACGGGAUCCGCGUAGUCAUCCACUGUACAAGACGACCAUUUGUCAGGAAUUCUGGUCAACUGGCCAUUGCAACCGGGGCAUCAGCUGUUUACACAUACAUCCGUUUGAGCCGCUUGUUCAACGUCAACCGAAUGUGAGCACCGCGCGACUGACUCGUCCCAGCCUGCGAGCCGGGCUGUUGCCAAUCGGUGAGCGUUGA